This is a messenger RNA of Macrobrachium nipponense, 3969 nucleotides long. RefSeq lists its product as uncharacterized. The record is from RefSeq and is a predicted model, not a curated record. Lineage: Eukaryota; Metazoa; Arthropoda; Malacostraca; Decapoda; Palaemonidae. The transcript has 15 exons. The coding region runs from base 115 to 2532 and encodes 805 amino acids.
ACUGACGGGUGGUACCUGCUUACCUGUUGAGACAUCCGCCAGGGAACGACGCUGUACCUGAGAUCCGUCCAAAACAAUCCUAGUCUAGCUAUUAUGUGCAUCAUUUAGGGGAAAAUGCAGGGCUUGAAGCAUCUUGCGCUGUUGUACCUGGCUGCAACGAUAGGUUGCAUUGUUGGGCAGUUCGAGUACUUAGACGGAGAUGACUACGAUGUCGUUGAUAAAAAGAUGAAGAAAGUCACACCUGACAAUUGUUUUAUCAAGGCAAAGAUGGAUUUGUACCUACCAGACGAAAGUGUAUCGCACAUACCAGAUAUUAAGCAAGUGAACAUUAAUCCCAUUUUUCCAAAUCGAACUGCACUUUUCCACCUGCAUAACAUGGCCCAUUCAAGGGCUUUCUUUUUCUCGUACAUCCUUCAGUCGCGUUUUAAAAGACCUACAGUUAAUGCAACAGAAAGUGCAUCAGAGUAUGAUCCAGGUUUUAUGUAUUAUUUCCUGGGAACUGUGGCAGAUGUAGCAGCUAAUCCAAAGAUAAAUUCUAGUGGGAUCUACUUUCAGCCCAAUAUGGCAUAUUCAUCAUCUUACAAAGGGUUCUUUAAUAAGACUAUGCCACUGUUUGCACCUCGAGCAUUUAGAAUGGAUGACUACAAUGAUCCUGUUCACCUGGAGCGUCUUUCAACAUUGAAUUUCUUCCAAGUAGAAGAUUUAGGAGCAAUCAUGCCAACAGAAGAGAGAUCUCUUAAUUACACUUUGGAGGACUAUCGAAUUAAUGAGUGGUACUAUUCUUGGUUGCCACACACGAACCAUCAGCAACAAGACAAAUUGACAACAUAUCAGGUUAGAAUCCGGUAUGCAAAUAACACCAAUGAGACGUACGUGUUCCAUGGCCCUAAUGCCCCUGAAGAAAAUCCUGGACCCGUGAAAUUCACUCGACCAUAUUUUGACUGUGGCAGAUCCAACAAGUGGUCUGUUCCUGCCAUCUCUCCUUUUGCUGAUUUGUAUCCGCGUCAUACUCAGUAUCGUCACAUUGAAUAUCCAACAUUAACGGGCAUUGCUGUUAUGGAGAUGGAUUAUGAUCGAAUAGAUAUAAAUCAGUGUCCCAAAGGGGAAGGUAAUGAUGGCCCUAAUAUGUUUGCAGACACUUCAAGAUGCAAGAAAGAUACUACAGAGUGUGAACCCUUAGACGGUUAUGGUUUUCGAAGAGGUGGCUAUCAGUGUCGAUGUAAGCCAGGCUAUCGAUUACCAAAUGUGGUUCGUCGACCGUACCUUGGAGAACUUAUUGAGAGAGCAACACUUUACCAGUAUCGCAACUCCUUCAGUUGUACCCCAAUUGGAUGGAUUCAAAAGCUGCCGUUUGACUACAAUCGCAUGGAGGAAUAUGAACGGCAAAAAUAUCUCUCAAAGGAUUACAAUAAUGUCACUGGUGCCAAUGCAUCUCGUACAAGCAACAUGAAUGUUGAAGAAGUGAUAGAGUACCUGAAGUCAGUCACUGCAGAGAACUGUAAAACAUUUAGUCCUGAUGAUCUGGUUCUUCGUGGUGAUAUUGCAUUUGGAGUUGAGAAGCAGUUUGAAAAUGAGGCUAGGAUGGCCCUGCGGCUGGCAAAUUUCCUGAGUGCUUUCCUUCAGGUGGUAGACCAUUCAGAAAUCUUCUCUGGUGUUCGUAUUGUCGACAAACCUCUUACUGAAGAUCAGAUGAUGGGAGAAGUGCUCUCUCUUAUCCUUGGAAACAGUCGGAUCUGGGAAUCGGGCAUGUAUUGGGAUCGUAGUAAAUUUACAAACCGGACUUUGUUUGCUCCUGUUGCAUACAAGACCCAGCUGAAUACCAGGAAGUUUGCAAUGGAAGAUCUUGCUCGGCUGAAUUCAACACGUGACUCUUACAUCAACAAGCCAUGGUUCAGAAAAAUGAAGAGCAGAUGGUCAACCAACUUUGAUGAACUUGAAAAAUACUGGAUUAAGCUCAAACUUCGUCAUAAUGCAACAGGAAUGCACUCUAUGAAAUAUGAAAGAUAUCCCACCUUUUAUAGGGCAGCUGAGCUUAAACAUGGAGAAUGGAGCAUUCCUGAAUUUGCCUGUGAUGGAUUUGUCAAAAAGUGGGUUGUGAAGUAUACUGCUCCCUUCUUUGGCUGGGAUUCUCUGAGGGCAAAAUUAGAAUUCAAGGGUGCAAUUCAGGUUACCAUGGACUUGUUGAAGCUGGACAUCAGCCAGUGUCCCGGGGAAUUUUUUGUUCAGAAUGCCUUUAAAGAUACCCAUAAGUGUGACAGAAAAACAUCAUAUUGUGUGCCCAUCCAAGGUAGAGGAUUCGACACGGGUGGUUAUAAAUGUGAAUGUAUUCAAGGGUUUGAGUAUCCUUUUGAAGAUCCUAUCACAUACUUUGAUGGCCAGUUAAUGGAGGCAGAGUUUUUGAAUAUUGUCCGUGACAAGAAGACUAGGUAUGACUUUUUGAAGUGUCGUGUGGCUGGAGCAAGCAGCAUUGAGAGUAGUUUCGUAAUAAUUGUAACAUUACUUUUCCUGAAUUUAAUUUUCCGUCGGCACUAGGUGCACAAGAGUCUAGUAACUGUAAUGAAAAGUAAUUUUAUCUAAUUGAUGAAUAGUGAAUUUGGUCCAAAUAAGGAAAUUUCUUUUCUUUUAAGAGUUGACUUCAGUUUUCUUUUCUUACUGUCAUGGGACCAUACUGUACCUGUAUAUGUAUGGACAGUUAUGUUUUAGCUUUGGAUAAACUGGUCAAGAUGUUUUUGAUGUACAUUGAAAUUGUAAGUAUCAAAACAUUGUGUGUCACAAUAAUAAUUGCCAAACAUUUUAUCACUCUUUCUGUAGAUAGUUUUUCUUUUUGUCAGACUUGAAGAAAUAGUAUGUUAAUAACAGUAAGGGUUUCUUGAAGUUGCCUCCUUUGGUUUUCUUAUGUCAAAUUUGAAGAUAUAUUGUGGUUAUAAAGCAAGACUUUCCUGAAGAAAGUUUCAUAAUCUUGUGCCUUGUGCAAUACUGGUAAUUUUUUUAGGGUUUGUAUUGUUUAACAAAUUAUGUAUUUUCAUAAUUCAGUAUUAAAUACAGUUUCCUUUGCAAUAAAGGAUGAUUUUAAAAAUUCUCUAAGAUUAAAUUGUAUAUAUGUUAAAAUUGAUAUCUUGAUGGUACUGUCAUUUAGUUGUACUAAUCAGUAUUUAGAUCUGAAAGUAAACAUUUGUUAAUACAUUGCUGUAGAAUCAUUUGUUUUGACGAGUUAUUUUUAAGGUCAUAUAAUUUCCUUGAAAUUGUAGUGUGGGAUUAUUGCUUAGAUUUUAACUUUGGGAAAAAUUCCUGGAGAUCAUUUUUUAUGAGAAUUUAAGCAUUGAAAUAAUUUACCGUCCUAAAACCUUUUUGUAAAUUACAGAUUUUAUUUUUCAAUAGCUAUUGUAAGUGAACUAAAAGACUGUCCAUGUACUAGGAAGUUGUAAGUGUAAUAUUGGUGAAAUACUAGUAAUUUCACUUGUUCAACAAGUUUUUUUGAUGUUGCAUGAUGUUACAAAUUCAAUCCGUCCAGUAUUUAUAGGUUAUAGUAAUUUAAUCCGUCCAAUAAUAUCUGAUUAACUAUGUAUGGUGGACAAGUUUGAAAAGUUAAAAUAUUGUUAUAGUUAAUUAUAUAAUUUUUAAAACUUACAAUUUAAAUGAAGGUUUGGUUCUUGGUAUAUUUGAAUAGAUGUACUACUAUUUUUUUCUGUAAGAAAUUUUGUAAACAAUUGAUUUUUCUGUUUUGUGACCUUAUGAUUUCCAAUUUAAUACUUUGGGGCCCUUUUAAUUGAUGUUUGGAACUAUUAAACAUUCCGUCCUACCAAGUAUAACAUGUUUAAAAUGUAUAUAUUGUUCAGUGGUAAUAUUUUUUUACAUUUUUAUUGUAAUUUCAUAAGUUUACUAUAUUAGUAACUAAGGAACUUUAUUGUACUUAGAGUAAUGCUGACUGAAGCAUUUCUAAAAAAAAAUAAAAGACACAAGGGUGAUUAA